This is a messenger RNA of Plasmodium reichenowi, 3690 nucleotides long. RefSeq lists its product as hypothetical. The transcript has a single exon. The record is from RefSeq and is a predicted model, not a curated record. Bases 1 to 3690 code for a protein of 1229 amino acids. Lineage: Eukaryota; Apicomplexa; Aconoidasida; Haemosporida; Plasmodiidae.
AUGGAAAAUAACAUAGGAACACAAAAACAUGAUUGGUAUGAACAUAAUUGCGAAGCUUAUUUCAAGAAAUGUUUUGGGUCGGUAAUAAAAGAAGGAGAAGAUAAUGAAAUUAUGAAAAAAGUUACAUUUCUGAAGGAUAAUAUUACGAUUAAAAAAAUAGAAUUAAACAAACAGAUAAAUGAAGAAACACAAAAUCUUAAAGAAAGAAUCAAACAUUUAAAGAUACAUACAGAUGAUAUUGUUAAACAACUUUUUGAUAUGGAUAUAAUAAAUAAAAAGAAACAAAAAAAAAAAAAAAUUAUGAACAAGUCAGGCAAAAAAGAUGAUAAAAAUGAAAGAUUUGAAAAAAAAUAUAAUAUGGAUGAUGAGAACGUAAAGAAAGAAAAUGAAAUGGAUAGAGAUACUUUAACUUUUCCUUCUGAUUCUAUAAUAAAAAGUGAUGAUAAUAAAUAUAUAGAUGAUAAUAAAUAUAUAGAUGAUAAUAAUAUAGAUAAGUUAUAUGAAAAUAUGAAUGAUAAGAUAAAAGAGGAGACAUAUAAUUCUAGCGAUGUGUGUAGUGAAGAUGAAUAUUUUGAAGAGAAAGAAUUACAUAAUAUGGAUUUUGAGAACUUGUUAAAAAAAUGUAUUGAAGAGAAGAAAAGAUUAGAAAAUAUAAAGAGAGGGUUAACAUUUUUAAAAUGUUAUCCAAUGAUAAAGAAUGAAAUCAAUGAAUUAUUUUUAACAUCUUAUAAUAUAAAAUUAAAUAUUGAAGAAAAAAUAAAGAAUAUAAAAUUAUUACAUAAGCAUUUAAUAUAUAUUAAUGAAAAUGAAGAUAUAAUUAAUUAUAUUAAAACAUCAUGUUCUCAUGACAUAUCUUUAUAUACAAAUAAAUUCUUUAAUGAUUUCUUUUAUAUAUUAAACGAUAUAUUAUCUAUAUAUAUCAUAGAAAAUAUAGAUAUUCCACUUAAUGAUAUAUUAAAAAUAUUUGUAGAUUUAUAUGACAUAUAUUUGAGUUUUCUAUCAAAAAAAACAACAAAUUAUACAUGUGAAUUCUUAAUUAAUGAAUUAAUAAAAAAAAUGGUUCAUUUUAUAAUCUUAAAUUUUACAAAAACAUUUUUUAAAUUUGUACAAUCAGAUGAACAUAUCCUUUUAUAUAACGCCAUAAUUAAUUAUUACGAGUAUUUCAUUACCUUUAUUGAAGAAAAAAGUGACACCAUGCAAAAUAUAAUUGUAAAUAUUAUAUACAUAGUAUAUAAUAUGGAGCAAACUAAAUUCCGAACACAGCAUGGAUUUGAUGUGAAGAAGGAAGAAAAAAUAAAAAAUAAUAAUAAUAAUAAUAAGAACAAAAGUAAUUAUAAUUAUAAUUAUUAUAAUAAUUAUUAUAAUAAUUAUCCUUAUGAGGAUAAGUCUGUUGUCGUAAGAGAAAGCGGGGAAAUAUUUAAUGACGACGAUUUGUAUAAUUUAACUUUUGAGCAACAAAAAAUGGACGAUGAUAAAAAUAAAAAUACGCAAACAUACAAAAAUGUUAAUAAAUAUAUGGAUAAUAAGGAGCAUAGUAAGGUAUAUAAAUAUUCUUUAUAUUAUGGUAAGGAUGGUAAGGAUGGUAAUAAUAAUAAUAAUGAUAAUAAUGGUAAUGAUGGUAAUAAUGAUAAUAAUGUGAAACCAGAAUGCGAUUCAAAUAUGACAAAGGUGCAAAAAAAUUAUGAGAAUAAGAAAUAUGAUUGGAGCUCAGAUAUUAGAGAUAAUUAUGUUGAUUUCUUUUAUAUAAAGCUUUUUGUGGAGAGCAUAGAUGUUAUAUGUCAUUAUAUAGAAGAUUCAGAGAUUAUAAUGAACAUAAUAAAUGAAUCUUCUAAUAUGAAUGAAAAGAAUAUGCUCUAUCAAAAUGUAGAAGAGAAUAUUAUUAAUGAUAAAAAUAUAAAUUAUAAGAAAGCAACAAAAAAAAAUUUUAUACAUAAUAUUAUGGAAUCAUUAAAAGUUAGUCUACAAACAUUAUGUAAUAGUUCAUUUUUCCUUUCGAAAAAAAAAAUAUUUAACAACGUUUUAAAAGAAUGUUCUUUUAUAAAUAAAUGUAUAGUUGAUGAAUAUUUAAUAAGUAUAAUAAAUUAUGUAUCUUUUGAUUUGAAUGUAUUUGUAAAUAUAAAUUUAAAAGUAAAUCAUUUUGAUCGUACAAAUUUUAUUACAGAAAAUAAAUUGCUUUUAUAUUUCUCAGACAUUCAAAAUGAUAUAAAGAAUAUAAUAGAAAAGAAAUGCAAUGAACUUAAUAAUAAGGAUAUAUUUCAUUCCUAUUUCUUUUCGUUUGUUCUUUAUUUUAAUUUUAUAUAUAAACAUGAUACAGAAUUUUUAUUAUUAUAUAUUAAUAUGUAUAAUAUAUUGUAUGAAAUUAUAUAUAAUAUAAAGGAAGAAAUCAAAAAUAAAAAAAAAUCAAAACAACCGAACAAUCUUGAUCAUAAUAAUAAUAAUAAUAAUAAUAAGUAUGAUAAUAACAAUAAUAAGUAUGAUAAUAUGAACUACGUAUCAAUACAAAUGAAAGAAGAUUUUUAUAAAUCCAAUGAAGUAUGUGAAUAUGUUAAAAAUAUUAUAAACAUAUUUCUUAAAUCUUUAAACAUAUUCAACAAUAUUAUAAAUAAUUAUGAAUCAUUUGGUGCUUAUCUUUUUGAAAAGACUUAUGCUACAUACAAGUCUAAAAAUGUUUUUAAUAUCAUAUCAAAAUGUAUGAUCGAAAAAAACGAUAAUAUAUUUAAUUAUCCACAUAAAAUAGAUAAAAAUAUUUGUCAAAUACAUCAAUACUUUUUUAAGCACACAUUUCCAAAAAAAAAUUUAAAUGAACAAGAAAAUAAAAAUUUAAAUGAACAAGAAAAUACAAAUAGGAAUGACCAAGGUGAACAUAGAAAUGAUAAUGUCAAAAAUGAUGGGGAAGAUAAUAAUCAAACAUAUAGCCAACAUACCACAGAUAAUUAUACGAACAAAAACAAAGUGCAUAAGAAUGAUAAUAUAUCUUCAAAUAAAAACAUUACAGAUAUCUUUUCAAACUUAUCUUUAAACAUUGAAGAUAUAGAUACACAUGAAUGCGGAAAACAACUUUUAAAAUCAUCGUUAUGUAAAUUGAAUGAAAUAAAAAAUACAAUUCUGAAGAAUAUUAUUCACUUUACAUUAAUUCCAAUAUAUGAUUAUAUUAAUAAAUAUAUAAAUAGUUUCAUAACAUAUUAUAAAAAUAAUCAAGUAAAAGACAUAAAAGAAAAUAUAAAAGAUAAUAAUAUAGAUAUACAUGAAAAGGGAAAUCAUAAAGAUCCAAAUGAAUAUAUUUGUUUUAUUGUAGACACCAUUUUUGUUUAUAUGGAAAUAUUAUAUGAACAUAAAUGUGAACAUUUACUAGAACAACUUUUAUUACUCUUUGAAGAAAAUUAUGUUCUUUCUAUACAUAAUUUAAAAGAUAUAAAUACACAUAUCCUUUUACAAAUACAAACAGAUUUACAAUAUUUAAUAAAUAUUUAUAAAAAGUUACAAAAUAAAAAUUAUAAGCAUUUCUUAAUCCUUUAUAUUUCUAUAUCCUUCUCUCUAACCAAUACAGAUGUAACAAAUUUACAAAUAUCUUUUGAGAAAUAUAUAAAUGACUACAUCAGGAUCGAAUAUAAUUCUACACUCCUUAAUUUUAAUAUAAAUAAUGAUGAUAUAUUAAAAGCUACAUCAUACAUCAAACAAUUAAUAACAUAA